This is a messenger RNA of Gadus chalcogrammus (walleye pollock), 1106 nucleotides long. It is a transcript of the gene eif4ebp3l, whose product is annotated as eukaryotic translation initiation factor 4E binding protein 3, like. The record is from RefSeq and is a predicted model, not a curated record. Gene Ontology annotation, biological process: negative regulation of translational initiation. NCBI's taxonomy places the organism in Eukaryota, Metazoa, Chordata, Actinopteri, Gadiformes, Gadidae. The transcript is spliced from 3 exons. Gene Ontology annotation, molecular function: eukaryotic initiation factor 4E binding. Gene Ontology annotation, cellular component: cytoplasm. The coding region runs from base 229 to 561 and encodes 110 amino acids.
UGUAAUAUGUCUGUUUCUUUUCUACGCACAUGGUCAUGUUAGCUCGCUAGUUGGUCAAGGGCUGUGCUACAGUUCUCAAACGAUUUUUGGACGGCAUUUGAAGGUGUUUCUGUCUGGCGCAGUUUGUGUGCAAUUCAAUUAGCAAGCGCUAUAUCACACUGGUUAAUAAAACCAGUUUCUUUUUUUUCCCUCAAAAACUUUUGGUUCCACCAUCAACUGCUGAUAGUCAUGUCGACCAACACAAAUAAAAGCUGCCCCAUUCCCACUAAGAUCCUCACCCUUAACGACUGGUCUCAACUGCCCGACCGCUACAGCCAGACACCCGGCGGGACCCUUUUCUCUACUACGCCUGGAGGAACCCGCAUCAUCUACGACAGGAAGUUUUUGCUUGAGUGCCGAAAUUCCCCCAUCGCCAAGACCCCCCCUUGCUGCCUGCCCCAGAUCCCAGGAGUGACAGUCCCGGCUACACACCCAAUUGGAAAACUGCAAGACCUCAAAGAGGAGAUGGAGGAGGAGGAGAAGGACAUCGCAGAUGACAACCAGUUCGAGAUGGACAUCUGAGUCGAUUCUACCUCCCAUGGAGAGAGUGCUUUUGUUCCAGCGCCUCUGUGGUCUCCAGUGACUCUCAUGCGUUAAAUAUAUACAUAUAUAUUUUUUAAAUAUAUAUGUAAACUUUUUUUCAACUUGUUUCUUUUUUUUACAUAAAUCUCCUGAUUUAAGGAAACUAAAAUAAUGGAAAAAGAAUAAACUUAGGGUGCUACUAACCCCCAGAAAAAAAAUAAAACAACCAAUCGCAUGAUUCCUGUUGAAAUGAAAGGAUUGGUCGAUAACUCCUCAGAGCGGCAGCAGGAAGUUGUACCAGGGAGUCGGUUCUUUAUUUCUUUUUCUCCUUCUUUUCAGAUGGUAUUUUUUAACGUUUUUUUGUAAAUAAGAACACGGUUCUACGUUGCGUUUUUUUUUUUAUGCGAGGGAACGCCACUCGUAGAAGCAUUUACGUUAGAUCGAUCACAAUGCAUGUGGCUCAUUCCCACAGCAGCUAUUCCCCACCCUUCUUCCUAAGAGGGGUCGUCGGGGGGGGGGGGGGGGGCUCCCAGCAGAACACACAG